Messenger RNA from Drosophila gunungcola (fruit fly), 2259 nucleotides. RefSeq lists its product as uncharacterized. The transcript has 4 exons. The coding region runs from base 1125 to 1427 and encodes 100 amino acids. The record is from RefSeq and is a predicted model, not a curated record. NCBI's taxonomy places the organism in Eukaryota, Metazoa, Arthropoda, Insecta, Diptera, Drosophilidae.
CGGCAUGGUCGUGUCGCAGCAGCAGCAUCAGCAUCAGCAGCUGGAGUAGGAGCAACUGGAGGAGCACUAGUAGUUCCCAAAACUACUACUCUACUGACCAUCCAGCCAGCAGCAACGGAUCACUACACUGCCAACUCUUCUGGUCUUUGGUUUUAUUUUUUUUUCCCAAUUUUUUUUUGUGGUUGCUCGAGGGCUUGCCCACAAAAGAAAGCAAAGAAAAACAAGAGUGAGCGUUAAAGUUUGAGUGGAACUGCAUUAAUUGCGGAGCAGCGAACUUGUUAGUGGUAAAAAUAUAUAUAUAAAAAAAAAAAAAGGAAAGAAUUACGUCUGUCGACCAGUGAGUGAGUGCGAGUUCAGAGUUCACAGAGAUCCGACAAAAAAAGAAAAAGUUUUUGGCGCACAAAAGUAGGCAAGUGUGGUAGUGCGGUAGCAUGGCUACUUGGGCUUAAGCCUUAAGCCCUUUGCCAAACUGCAAACGCUGAACGCAUUUAAGUGCAGAUUUAUGUUUUGCCCUCUUCCACAGCUGCUGCAACAGCCACCGCCCACCGCCCACCGAGCCAUCGAGCCAUCGAGACACUGCCAAUUAAAGUUGCCUCAGCACACAGCUGCAACACACACACACACAUACCCACGCAAACACACACAACACACAGUCACUGCCAAAAGAAGGAAGACUUUAUCCAGCAGCUGAAUUAUACUCACAGUUGCGAAUAAGUUUUUGCGAAGAACCACUGCCACCACAAUAGAGUAGCACCACCACCACCAUUACCACCAUCACCACCCGGUAACAAUAACAACAGAAACAACAACAACAGGAGCAGCAACAACAGGGGCGACAACAACGGGAGCAACAACAACGUGUUGCUGCCACAAAACGCAGCAGCCGCAACGAGAGCGUCAUCUCUGCCCUUCGCACGCCUCUGCGGGUUCCUCGGGAUGAUGCAGCAGCAGCAGGAUGCUGGGAUGGCCAGGAUCGCAACCAAUUCUGCCCGGGCUUGUCACCGGCAACGAUUCUAUGAACCCAAUGCCGAAGUACGCUGGCUGCACUCCGAGCACUAAACAGGCUGAGUGGAGCCACUAGCAGCACCCCGUAUCCGACCAGCGGAGGCAACAGCGGAGGAACUAUGAUAACGAGGCUCUACAACACCGAAGAGGAUCCCGCCUACUGCUCGUUCAUCUGGGGCUCCAAUCUCACCAGCAGCGCCGAUGUCCUGGCCAAUGCCACGUCCGUCUUUAGCAGCGACAUGCGGGACGACUUCUAUCGGGAUGUGGAGGAUCCGCGGACGGAAUCGCUGAGGGAAUACUGCUACGGCCUGGUGCUGCCCAUCAUCUGCGCCAUGGGCAUCAUAGGCAAUGUGCUCAACCUGAUUGUGCUCACCAGGCGCAACAUGCGUGGCACCGCCUACAUUUACAUGAGGGGUAAGUAACCACACACCCACACCUACACACCCACCCGCACAACCACACACACACACAGCAGUAAAUUGUAAUGGCAACGGGAAAUUCCUUGAGCCAAAGGACCAACUCAAUGCAUGAUCCAAUUCGGUAGAGCGAUCGAAAUUCCUAUUAAUAUGCAACCACAGGCAAACCAAAAUUCAACUAUUUGCUACUUUGAGGCGAAUUUCCAAGCUUUGCGAAUUUCCAAGCCUAUAUUGAGGUGUGUCUAAAACCAGAGGCAUGCAAAAUGUGCUUGAGUCUGGCAUCCAAAUUGAACAGUAUCCAUUUUCGAUUUCAUUCCUUUCUUGCAUUCCUGGACUAGAAAUUCGGCAUUUGCUGUGUAUCAUCUCAUUACAGUGAUUGCUGAACUUACUUCUCUCCUGCAAAACCUAUUUUCCUUUGUGUCCGCAAAUACACAAAAUGUUCUGCAUCAAAUGGGAAAGUGUGAAUCGAAAGUGAAAUUCCUUGUUGCCUAUUGUUGCACUGCAGUUGUCAUAGAAUUUCUCUGCAUUUGAUUGGACGCUGCUCCGCCUUGUCAAUUAAAAUACAUGAUAUUUAGCUAGCAAAUAAACUGUAAUUUCCAUCAUGUGUAAACAGUAUUCAUUUCAAAGCCAAACUUGCAUUAAUUAGUUGCUAUUAAUUAAGGAGCUAGGUAAAUUCCUUUGUUGCCAAAAACAGCAAAUGCCAAUUAUUCCACUGCACUUGGUAUAGAAUUUAUCUGCAUUUGAUUAGAUGCUGUUUCGCCUUGUCAAUUCAAAUGUAUUCAAUUUUGAUAGCAAUAAACUUUACAUUCCAUCAAGUGUAAGCAGCAUUCAUUUCAAA